This is a messenger RNA of Haliotis rubra (blacklip abalone), 834 nucleotides long. Its product is annotated as sodium- and chloride-dependent GABA transporter 3-like. The transcript is spliced from 8 exons. The coding region runs from base 1 to 834 and encodes 277 amino acids. Gene Ontology annotation, biological process: sodium ion transmembrane transport. NCBI's taxonomy places the organism in Eukaryota, Metazoa, Mollusca, Gastropoda, Lepetellida, Haliotidae. Gene Ontology annotation, cellular component: membrane. The record is from RefSeq and is a predicted model, not a curated record.
AUGACAGCUGCCGAAGAAUUCUGGAAAUUCCAGAUGCUCGGAGAGAGUGAUGGCCUGGACAACCUUGGGGGUCUAAGAUGGCACCUUGUUGGAUGUCUCGCCGUCACUACAGUGAUCUUAUUUCUUUGGAUAUUUCAAGGAAUCAAAGUAUCAGGGAAGCUUGUCUACAUCACUGUAAUUCUCCCCUACAUCCUCAUCUUGGCAUUCCUCAUCCGGGGCUGUCUACUUCCGGGUUCAGCAGAAGGAAUAUACUACUAUAUCUACCCUAAGUUUGACAAGCUCGCAGACCCUAAAGUGUGGAUCCAUUCAUGCAGCUACGCCCUGCUUUCGUUGGGUAUUGCCAUGGGGUGCAUCAUCACUAUGUCUUCCCACAACAGAAAGGAUAACAACUGCUUCAGGGAUGCAAUAAGGAUUUGCUUGAUUGAUACACUCAGCAACGUUUUCUUCGGCUUUGCUUUCUUCUGUAUCGUUGGUCACGUGGCCUUCCAACGUGGAGUGACUGUUGAAGCGUUCCAAUCCUCUGGACUUGACCUUGCCUUCAUCGUCUACCCCGAGGUCAUUUCCGCUCUCCCUCUGCCUCAGUUGUGGUCUGUGAUGACCUUUCUGAUCUUGAUGUCCUUGACUAUUGAUUCCAUGGCACCGGGUGUUGAAAUUGUCGUCGCUGCCUUGGAGGACAUCUUUCCGCGGUUGAAGAAGCGACGCUGGCUCAUCAUCGGUGCUGUGCUCCUCAGUCUGUUCCCGAUUGGUUUGAUAUAUAUUUCACAGUUCUUCGAGAGUGGUCGGUGGUUGUUGAUGGUGACGUACGCGCCGUCCACAGAUAUCCCACACGAUUGA